GUGCGGGGCACUUCCGCUCCAGGAAGGCGAGGUCGGGGCCGAGGUUGCUGGCCGUGAGUUUUGCCUUCCCAAACUCUGCCCUUCCCCAGGAGAAGGAGAAAAAUGACCAAGUUCCAGGAGGCGGUGACAUUCAAGGAUGUGGCUGUGGUCUUCAGUGAGGAGGAGCUGGGGCUGCUGGACCCCACCCAGAGGAGGCUGUACCGAGAUGUGAUGCUGGAGAACUUCAGGAACCUGGUCUCUGUGGGGCAUUCAUCCUCCAAACCAGAUGUGAUAUCCCAAUUGGAGAGAGAGGAAAAGCUUUGCACAAAGGAGUUCCAUACUCAAGGAGGAGGCAGGAAUCAAAAGGAGAUGACGACUUUUCAUGAAGCAGGAAUAAGGUGCCUUUCAUUAGGGGAGCUUUCAUGUUGGCAAAUCAAGAGACAUGUGAGCAAAUUAACCAAAAAUCAAGACUCUGUGAUAAAUAUUCAAGGAAAGAGUUCUCAGCUCCCCGACCAGUGUGAUUCCCCCUGUCAAGUUGGAGCAGGAAUAUGUAUUCAGGCUUCUGUGGAGGACAGCUGUAUAAUGAAUCUUAUAGAGGAUCAUUCCAAUAUUAUUGAAAAUCAAGAAUUUCUGGCCCAGAGAACUCCGAAUUCUUGGAGUAAAAUAUAUCUCAGCGAAAUGCAGAAUUAUCAGAGAAGUUGUAAGCAGACUCCAAUGAAAAACCAGUUAUGUAUAUUUGCUCCGUAUGUUAACAUUUUCAGUUGUAUUUCACACCACCACGAUGAUGAUACAGUGCACAAAAGAGACAAAGCUCACAACAACAAUUGUGAUAAAGACAUCUUAAAGGUGUCCCCUCUCUCCCAGCAGACCUACCACUGUAGCGAAUGUGAAAAAGCCUUCAGUGAUGGCCCCAGCCUUGAACUUCAUCAGCAGGUACACUCUGGAAAGAAGUCCCCCCCUUACAGCACACAUGAGAAGGACCCUGGUUAUAGCUCAGCUAUUCCUGUUCAACAAAGUGUUUAUACAGGAAAAAAACGCUAUUGGUGUCAUGAGUGUGGGAAGGGUUUCAGUCAGAGCUCAAACCUGCAAACUCAUCAGAGAGUCCACACAGGGGAGAAGCCCUAUUCGUGCCUUGAGUGUGGUAAGAGCUUUAACCAGACCUCACAUCUUUAUGCCCAUUUGCCUAUUCACACAGGAGAGAAACCCUACAGAUGUGAAAGUUGUGGGAAGGGCUUCAGUCGUAGCACGGAUCUGAAUAUUCAUUGCAGAGUUCACACUGGAGAGAAACCUUACAAGUGUGAGGUGUGUGGGAAGGGCUUCACUCAAAGGUCACAUCUCCAGGCCCACGAGAGAAUCCAUACUGGAGAGAAACCAUAUAAAUGUGGAGAUUGUGGUAAACGCUUUAGUUGUAGCUCAAAUCUUCAUACCCAUCAGAGAGUCCACACUGAAGAGAAACCCUACAAGUGUGAUGAGUGUGGGAAGUGUUUCAGUUUGAGCUUUAAUCUUCAUAGUCAUCAACGAGUCCAUACAGGAGAGAAACCAUACAAGUGUGAAGAGUGUGGGAAGGGUUUUAGUUCAGCCUCAAGUUUCCAGAGCCAUCAGAGAGUUCACACAGGAGAGAAACCAUUUCGAUGCAACGUGUGUGGUAAAGGCUUCAGUCAAAGCUCGUAUUUUCAAGCCCAUCAGAGGGUCCACACUGGAGAAAAACCAUACAAAUGUGAGGUGUGUGGGAAGCGCUUCAAUUGGAGCUUGAAUCUUCACAAUCAUCAGAGGGUCCACACAGGAGAGAAACCUUAUAAAUGUGAAGAGUGUGGGAAGGGCUUUAGUCAGGCCUCAAAUCUUCAAGCUCAUCAGAGUGUCCAUACUGGGGAGAAGCCAUUCAAAUGUGAUGCAUGUCAGAAGCGAUUCAGCCAGGCCUCACAUCUUCAAGCCCAUCAGAGAGUCCACACCGGAGAGAAACCAUAUAAAUGUGAUACAUGUGGUAAGGCCUUCAGCCAGAGGUCAAAUCUUCAAGUCCAUCAGAUAAUUCACACUGGAGAGAAACCGUUUAAAUGUGAGGAGUGUGGGAAAGAAUUUAGUUGGAGUGCUGGGCUCAGUGCUCAUCAGAGAGUUCACACAGGAGAGAAACCAUAUACAUGUCAGCAGUGUGGUAAGGGCUUCAGUCAGGCCUCACAUUUCCACACACAUCAGAGGGUCCACACUGGAGAAAGGCCAUACAUAUGUGAUGUCUGUUGUAAAGGCUUCAGCCAGAGAUCACAUCUUGUCUAUCAUCAGAGAGUCCACACUGGAGGAAAUCUAUAGAUGUGAGGUGUGAUGUCAUCUUUGUUAGAGUUCACGCCCUCAUCUCUAUUGGAAGAUCAAUGCUGGUAAUUGUGGAAUGUUCCUUCCAAACUCAGAAGCUUCAAGGAAUCUUCACAUGCAAAUCAGCUCUGCAAAAUGCUGUUUUAAGGACUCGUUGGAGAUAAAUUCUUUGCAAACAUCACAUUUAAUAGAUGAGAGAAAACCUAUAAAUACAAUCAGUGUUUAUACGAGAGUUCUGAAUGUCCCAGUUUUCAAGAUGCAACACAAAAGAAUUUCAAAGUUCAUCUGAAUUUACCCAGGAAAGAAGCCUUAUAAAUGAAGACUAGGGGGGCAGGACUUUAAUGAAGUAUAAUGAUGGACAAAUAAAAUUAAUGGCAACAGCAAUGUAACCUCCAUGUAGGGAGGGAGGUUUUUCACUACUUUAUCUCUACCAUGUAGAAGUGUGCUUGGCUCAUAAUAGAUGCCCAGCAAUUACUGAACAAAGUGAGAAAAUCUAGGAUAAAUAUUUGAAAAUUCUACUCCCCUACCCUGAUUUCAUAACAACAUACUCAAAGGGAACCCUGCUAGUAGCCUUAAUGAGAUUAAUUUCUGGAAACGUUCAAGUACAGAAAAUCAUGCCAUGCUGCCAUCCAUAGUAAUGCAAAUUUGGAUGAAUUUGUGAAUGGCCCCCAUCCUCCAUCUGGCCCUGGUUUGUUGUAGUCAGGACAUGUGUACAGUGUAAUAUUUAGUAUCAUUAGUUUGUAUUUUAUAGACUAAGAAAAUACUGUUUUUAAUCUAAUAAUAUGAUACAACAAUUUAUAUGCUUGGAAAUUUUGGAUCCUAAUACG
Molecule: messenger RNA, 3107 nt
Organism: Nyctereutes procyonoides (raccoon dog)
Lineage: Eukaryota; Metazoa; Chordata; Mammalia; Carnivora; Canidae
Gene: ZNF235
Product: zinc finger protein 235
Exons: 5
Coding region: 103-2280 (725 amino acids)
Biological process (GO): regulation of DNA-templated transcription
Cellular component (GO): nucleus
Source: RefSeq, a predicted model, not a curated record